This is a messenger RNA of Plasmodium cynomolgi strain B, 621 nucleotides long. RefSeq lists its product as hypothetical. Gene Ontology annotation, biological process: protein stabilization; protein import into mitochondrial matrix; protein folding. Gene Ontology annotation, molecular function: protein-folding chaperone binding; zinc ion binding. Lineage: Eukaryota; Apicomplexa; Aconoidasida; Haemosporida; Plasmodiidae. The transcript has a single exon. The annotation marks the transcript as partial. Gene Ontology annotation, cellular component: mitochondrion. The record is from RefSeq and is a predicted model, not a curated record.
GGAAAUCCUAUGUAAGGGUUGCCACACUGACAACCCUGUGCCAUUUGGGAAGGCGUAUUUUGGGACACUAAAUGGAGGGGGAGACAAGGGGAAGGGAGAUGCACAUGGUUUUCAGGAGGCCGGUACAGCGGUGUCCUCCACGUUGUGCGGAGAAAAAUCGGAUGAUCAAAAUGUGUGUAACGGGCAAACAGGUGAAGGGCAAAGCGGCCAUGGAAACGGGGCCGCCACAGACACGGUCCAACUGAAUGCAGGUGGUAAUAACUCCCUCCCAGGUGAUGACCCCCACGCGAUGACAACCACCGAUGUGAUAAAAAACGAAGUUGCAACAGAACAGGGAAGUGAUCAACUCACCAAGGAAUACAUGGUCCUCAUGUUCACAUGCAAAAUAUGCGAAAAAAAAAGUGUGAAGAAAUUUUCAAAGCAGGCAUACAAUAACGGAGUGGUUAUUAUUCGUUGCCCGUCCUGUGAGAACCUCCACUUAAUUUCCGAUCAGCUGGGGUGGUUCCAGGAGGGCAAGACCAACAUCGAGGAUAUACUAAAACAGAAGGGGGAAAAGGUAAUUAGGAGGUUUUCCUACAACAACAUGCUCGAGAUCGACGAUCUGCUGAAUGCGUACAAGUG